Bactrocera tryoni is the source of this 2609-nucleotide messenger RNA. Its product is annotated as somatostatin receptor type 5-like. Gene Ontology annotation, molecular function: somatostatin receptor activity; peptide binding. Gene Ontology annotation, biological process: G protein-coupled receptor signaling pathway. Lineage: Eukaryota; Metazoa; Arthropoda; Insecta; Diptera; Tephritidae. Gene Ontology annotation, cellular component: membrane; neuron projection. The record is from RefSeq and is a predicted model, not a curated record. Bases 405 to 2126 code for a protein of 573 amino acids. The transcript has 3 exons.
CUUAUUAAAAAAAAAAUUAAUUAACCGAAAACUUAAAAACGCAAUUUUGGUUGUUGAAGCUCUCAGCUUUCAAUUGAACUAAGCGGUCACCAACCCAUGUAGUCUUCACAAUCAGUGAACUUCGCUUAAACGAACUUCGGCUUACAUCUUUACCCUACAAAUUAAAGUCAAUCUAUAACAACGCCUCAUUGACUUUCAACGCGUCCAUGCUUACAUACCAUACAUACAAGAAAAUAUUAAAAUCACUUGAAUGAGUAAAGAACUUGCGAAGCUUUUAAUAGCCAACAACAAGGCAUACAUUAUUGAAGCGUAAAAGCAUUAAAACUCAACUGACAGCUGUCAGCUGUCCAUCGGCAGCAAAUCAGUCAAGCGCAAAACCCUUAACGAAAUUCAAUACCACAAAAAUGUGGUGGCAACGGCCAACAACGACGACGGCGACGAAUCGCAUGACAUUGAUCAUCUUCAGCAGCGCAUUUUUGUUAUUCAAUUGCAUGGAAAUAGCAGGUGGGGCACCGGUGCGCAUGACAGCUGAGGGCGGUGAAACGAUUGAGCGCGACAAAGCAGAAGCGUUGACGACAAUUUGGCCUGCCAGCAGUACAGUGACGCGCGUGAUGAGUACUGCGGAAAAAGACAACAUAAGUACUGUAACGCCGAGUCAGCAGUCGAGCGCGCAGCAAAUGUCAACCGAUAGGCGCACUGUAACGCCACGAAAUAUACGUAAUACCACGCACACGUCAGCGGCAUACAAUGCAACCCACGUGCAUGCAGCACUGACCGGUCAGCAUACGCCACGCAGACUCACUUUUUAUGAACACUGUUUGGGGAAUCGCAAUUCAUUCCCCGAUCUGACCACAUUCAUACUCUAUUCGCUCGUUUGCGUUGUCGGCAUCUUUGGUAAUACGCUCGUCAUUUACGUCGUGUUGCGUUUUUCAAAGAUGCAGACUGUGACGAAUAUUUAUUUACUCAAUUUGGCGAUCGCCGACGAAUGCUUUCUGAUCGGCAUACCAUUUUUAUUGUAUACCAUGCGUAUUUGUGGUUGGCGCUUCGGCGAAUACAUGUGUAAAGCUUAUAUGGUUAGCACUUCGAUUACGCAAUUCACCUCAUCUAUUUUUCUAUUGAUCAUGUCUGCUGAUCGCUACCUUGCAGUUUGUCAUCCGAUCACCUCGACGAAAUACCGCACGCAACGCAUCGCUAAGAUUGUAUCGGCUAUAGCAUGGCUCACUUCGGCUGCGCUUAUGCUGCCGGUCAUACUGUAUGCGAGCACUGUUAGCCAAGAUGAUGGCGUGAAUCUCACUUGUAAUAUAAAAUGGCCUGAAACGUAUAAAAGGCAUUCGGCGACUACGUUCACGCUGUACAUAUUCUUUCUCGGCUUCGGCACGCCACUCAGCUUCAUCUUAUGUUUCUACUGUUUGGUCAUACGUAAGCUGCAUGCAGUUGGCUCAAAGCACAAGUCGAAAGAGAAGAAACGUUCGCACCGCAAAGUGACGCGCCUUGUGCUCACCGUCAUCACUGUUUACGUAUGCUGUUGGCUGCCAUAUUGGAUAUCACAGCUGGCGCUUAUCAACUCUAAUCCCAUGGAAAGUCCACUCUCACGACUUGAAAUACUCAUUUUCCUACUGCUCUGCUGUCUGGUUUACUCCAACUCUGCUGUAAAUCCGAUACUCUAUGCUUUUCUUAGUGACAACUUUCGCAAGAGCUUUUAUAAAGCUUUCACUUGUAUGACUAAGCAUGAAGUGAACGCUCAACUGCAGGCAGAGCCAAGUUUGUUGGCGAAACAAAGCAACAGCAAACAUCGGCAGAAGCGUCUGCUCAGCACUAACGAAAAUGAGCCACAUUUUAUAGCAACAACAAGCGCAAAUAACAGUUCCUCGGUUACAACUUCUUCAACAACCAUAGCGCCAGCGGGUGAGAAGGCGCCAGCCAUGCUACUGGCAACUGCAACUGCGUCGACAGAUGUCACCGCUGGCAGCGCUACUAUGACGCUGCAACCAAAUGGACGCACAACGGUGCGCGCGGCGACACUUGAGGGUGAAGAGAUGAUACUAGUGCUUGAUCAUGAGCGUCCGAUGUGCGCGCUGAUGGAGCGCGAUGAUGUGAUCAGCAAGGUGCUGCAAACGGAUUUGUAGACAGCGGUUUUAUGCAUAUACUUUUAGGCGUUUUACACAAAACAUAAAAAUUACUAAUCAUAUGAUUGAUCGUUACUAAAGUUUAAUGUUGAAAUAACUGUCAAAAUAUUGUUGUAUUGUUUAAGAUUUUUUACCUUUAAACAAAAACAGCACGUAUAUUUUCAAAAGUCAGUACUUUGGCACACAUUCAAUUAAUUUUUGCUCAAAUGUAUGCUUCAAAAUAUAAACUAGGUACUUAGUUUCAGCCAUUAGACUCGGUGGAAUUUUCGUGAAACAUAUUUGUGGUACAAAAUUAUAUUGUUCUACUGCCGGCAUGAGAUUAUAAAUAAUGUAUUAAUUAUAAAAAAUCAUAAAAAAUAUAGUUUUGUAUACCAAUAACUUUUCCUAAUAAAGUUACAAACAACCAAUAUUAAUCCAUACAGGAUGUAAAGCAAAUUACUAAAAAUUUAUAUAACUCUAAAACAAAUUUCAUUGAUAUAAAAU